Saprolegnia parasitica CBS 223.65 is the source of this 1161-nucleotide messenger RNA. RefSeq lists its product as hypothetical. The record is from RefSeq and is a predicted model, not a curated record. The transcript has 6 exons. NCBI's taxonomy places the organism in Eukaryota, Oomycota, Saprolegniomycetes, Saprolegniales, Saprolegniaceae. Gene Ontology annotation, molecular function: tRNA-guanosine(34) queuine transglycosylase activity. Bases 29 to 1117 code for a protein of 362 amino acids.
UGUACCACUCGUUUGGAGCCACGACACGAUGGAGCGGCGAUCGAGCUUGCUGGGCGUCCCGACGCCAUGCUACAUUCCCGCGACGGUCGCGGGCAACAUGCCGCAUCUGACGCCAGACAACUGCACCAAGCUCGAGGACCUGAGCCUCGUUGGCGUCAACUUUGGCGAGCUGUUUUCGUCGCUGGCCUUUCUCGAGCAGACGCAGAUGGACUUCAAGUCGUACUUGCAGCUGCCCAACGACGCCAAGAUCAUCUUUUCCAUCACGGACGUCACCAACAUGCCUAUUGCGCGCAACACCAAGACGCAGGCCAGUGCGCAGCGCAGCUUCGAGUCGAGCAACGGCCGCAAGCAGAUCACGGCCGACGAAUACAUGAAGGCCGUCAACACGUACGCGCCGUCGAGCUUCUUUGCGCUCGCCGACGAAGUCGACGCGACCUUUGGCUACAAGCGGCAGCAGACGGCAGUCGAGACCUCACUUACGUGGCUCGACGAGUGCCUGGCCGCCCGGCCGACUGGCACGCCGAUCUUUGGCGUCCUCGUCGGCGGCAACGAGCCGCGUCUCCGCAACAUUAGCGCCACGGAAACGUGCAAGCGUCCGAUCGAUGGCGUCGUCAUUGCGGGCUUUGGCGGCGGCGAGACGGCAGCGUUCCGCGAAGAGACGUUGGUGCAGUACCAGACGCAGGUGCCUACGUCACUGCCGCGCAUCCUCCUCAACGUCGGCCAGCCGCUCGAGGUGCUUGCCAGCGUCAGCCUUGGCGUUGACGCAUUCUUGUCGUCGUACCCACUUCUGGUGACCAAAUUCUCGUACGCGAUGGUCUUUUGGAUUGGUGACGCGUCGACGGAGGCGAUGGAGACCACCAAGAUCAACCUCCGGGACAAGCAAUACGAGCGCGACGCCAAGCCGCUGCUCCCGGGCUGCACCUGCUUUGCGUGCGCGCGCCACUCGCGCGCCUACAUCAACCAUCUGCUCAACGUCCAUGAGAUGCUGGCCGAUGUGCUCUUGUACAUGCACAAUCUGCACCACUACUACGCGUUCUUCCGCGCGAUCCGCGACCAGAUCGCGGCCGGCACGUUUGACGCGUACCGUGCGACGUUUACCGAGCGCUACAUGCAGUAAAAGUUGUCCCUUCUAAGAGAGAUGUAUUGCAUUGCUACUUGCGG